This is a messenger RNA of Durusdinium trenchii, 5232 nucleotides long. The record is from the annotation of a GenBank genome assembly. NCBI's taxonomy places the organism in Eukaryota, Dinophyceae, Suessiales, Symbiodiniaceae.
AUGAAGUGCCUCAAGCCUUUGGGCACUGCAGCAGGAAGAUUGUUGUCAUUGGCCUUCUCUGCUCCGGUGGAGGGUGCCAUGCCUCGGUAUUUGCUCGCUUCCACCAGUGGAGCAGAAUCAGCGUUGGUCUUGAUGAAUUGGGAGUCUUGGUUUCAGGAAGGAGAGAAAACGCUUUGCAAAUGCAAGUUGCCCGGGCAAGUGGAUCGUGUGAGUUUUCCCUCCCAACCUGAGAGCCUGCAGGCCACGGCCUCUGGGCCCAACAUGUUGAUGAUGCCUGCAUUCAGCAAAUUGCCAGAAGAGAAGAUUGUGGAUCAUACAUGGCUGGAAGGCAACCGGCUGGUUGUGAUUCAGGAGGCUCAGGUUCAUAUCAUAAGUGCGGAGGAGCUUCAGGUCGCGUCGGUGGUGGUGGACGAGGCUACCACCGAGCCUUUGAGGACCUACGUUGCCAAGGUCCUUGAGAAGGCUUACACCAGGAUCCUUGAGAAGGGCCUGGAACUCCUUCAGCGAGAGCAUCGUGCUGGAGGAGGAGAGGAAUCGGGAGCUGGCUGCCACCCAGAGAAAGACGAGCAAGAGAGGGACACCCAAGACCACCAGCUACCCAAACCUGAGACUGCCGAGGACACUGCUGAAGAGAAAAGGAUUGUUGAGGAUAAGAAAGUGACACUUGCCCCGGUGGUCACCCCUGCUGUGGAGGGUGCUGGUUCUUCAUCGAGGAAGCCGACUACACCAGAGCAGGGUACAGAGGGCAAGAAGCCCAUUGGUGAGCAGGACCCUCGACUUCCCCUUCCUCGAAAAGUUGCAAAGCCCAGUGCAAAGCCGCCUGAACCCCUGAAGGAAAAGAAAAGCCGAGAAGGCUCCACCGGAAAGUCGGGUGCGAGCCGCCCAUUGAACCUCAGGCCAAAAGCAAAAGUUGAGCGAAAGAGGUCAACCAGUCGGUCGAGGGAGCGAGAUCAGAAGGACAAGAAGAAGCGAAGAAGCACGAGCCCUUAUUUGGACAGUCCUGGGGGAGGCCGAGAAGUCUCCUCGUUUGGCCGAGAAGGAGAAGGUGAAGGUGCGACGUUGAUUGAAGCUCCUCCUGGAAAUUGGGAGGACUGUUCAUUGAGGACUCGCAGGCCAAAGUCACCUGAUCAUCCACCGCCUCUUCCCCGCCGACCAACUCGGGGACAGCUGUGGAUCGGCCCGAUUCGAGCCUACAAGAACAGGCCUGUCACCAAGAAGAAGAACAAGAGGUUGAAGAAGGAGCUCAAGAACGAGCGCUACUGGGAACGGCGGCGCCAGCGGCUGUGGGAAGAGAGGACUCGCAGAGGAUGGCUGAAAUCGGGAGAGGUCGAUACGGACACUCUCCUGGGGUGGCCCUGGGCGUACAUACAGGGGCGCUUCUGGGACGAGGACGUGGAGCUCAUCGGCAAGGUCUUGGAGGUGAAGAUGAAGGACAGCGGGCGAGAACUGACUAUGACAGCUUCAGGUACUCCAACCGAGAGCUUGUUGAAGGCCCUGACCGGGAUCCCCUCCCGACAGCUGAGAGUGCACCUAUGUGGGGAUCCCUGCGAAGCACUGGUGUGGGACGAGGCCUAUGUGCAUUGCAGUCAGCUACAGGAGGCUCAACGAGCAGAGAUUGGUUGGAGCCAGAAUUUGGAGGCAGCCGGAGGAAGAGAAGAGGAGGACGAGUUGCAUCAGCUCCGGAAGUCAGUAGAGGAGUUGAGAGGCAAAGGAAAAGGAGUUGGAGGACCGGUGACAAAGGAGAGGAAGAGGUCAAGGUCUCCUGGAACUUCGGGAGACGAGGAGGCAAAAAAGAAGAAGAAGAGGAGGAAGAAGGACGCCUUGAAGAUCCAGGGCAAAAAGGGAUUGGAGAGCCUCUUCUCAUCCACGGGGCUGGACCCAAAGCCCGAGAUCCGGCGGAGGGUCAAAAGAAAGGCACGCAAGGUGGCUCGGAGGAGCCGAAACAAAAAGAGGGGCAGCAGCUCUUCAGGGUCGGAGAGUUCAUCCAGCUCGAGCCGAGAGAGUGUGGGCGUGGAGGACAAGGACCUUUUCGAGCCGGCGACGCCCACGCAGAGGGUUUGGAAGGUUUGCCCGGGAGCCCUCACCAUGGCUAUGAUCGCAGAGGCCAAGGAGGCUUUGUUGACGCAAAUGGGGACGGCAUCCGAGCCAAUGGAAGGAGCGGUUCCUGCCCAGAUCCUCAUGCCGUCAAUGAGCGGGCCAGUAGCCCGGGAAUCCCAUCACUGGGGAUUGCUGCUGGAUCUCCUGCUGAGCGGCCAAGUGGCUGCUGCGGCCGACCUGGCGGCUCAGCGAUUGAAGGCCCUAGAGGGUCAUGCCAAGGGCAUGAAGCCGGAACUACUUCGACAGUUGGAGCUAGUCGCCCAAGAGAAGCCAUCGCUCGCCAGUACAACAGAGAUCAUGAAAGCUGGCCGCCAGGCCAACGAAGAGGUGAAAGUACUACAAAAAGCAAGCUCCAGGGACACCUCCGAGAAGGGCAAAGGGCAAUGGCGAGACUGGAAAGACCGAUUCGAGAAGGGAGAGAAGAGCGGCAAGUUCGACAAGGGCAAAAAAGGAAAGAGCGAGGGGAAGAAGAAGGCGGAUGUGGUUGUGGCAGCGGCCGUGGCAGCUAUCAACCAUCUGGGAGGCAUUCGUGCCUUCACGGGCGGCUUUCUGCUUGGUGGCUCACUUGGCUACGUCGCUGUUUGGGAGACAGAUGAUGCGGAAGGGGAAUCCAUGAGGAGUGUGGAGGAAGAGUAUCAUCUCUCUACUGCUGCGAAGGUGCGACCGGAAGCUGACGGAGUGUGCACCUUGGACAUCACAGUGGGUGAAGAGCAGUUGCUAUUGGGCUUUGGCAAUGCAGACAUGGGCCUGGUAACAAUGGCAUCUCUUUACAACGCAGAGGUGAAGGACUUGAAGCUUCACAGUGAAAUCGUCAUGCGCUCCAUUCAUCUCGUCAAGUUUAGCUUUGGAGGGCACCUUUUGGCCGUGUGCCAAGGGAAGGUGAUACAUCUUUUUAGCGUGCGGACCUUGACAAAGGCGACAACUUUUCAGGGCCACAGUCGAGAUGUAACCAGCAUCAGCUUCGAUCCGGAGGACCGCUCACUUUGGAGCACUGGCGAUGAUGGCAAGCUCAUCAUUUGGAAUCUCAACACCUUUGAGAUCGAGGCAACCAGAACUGAGCCUGCAUCAAAAUGGUUUGCUAUUUGCAGCAUUGCGCAGGACCAAGCCACUUGUAGUUUGCACCGGAAUGGAAAGCAGCUGCUGCAGCGCUUUUCACAAUAUGAUGUGGAGUUUGAGACGGAGCUGCACUGCCCGCAGGUCACGACUCUGAGCCAUUUCUCUGGCAGCAAUGCUUUCUUGGCUGGUACCCAGAAGGGUUCAUUGCAGGUUUAUAUGUCCCUCCACAGUGGGAGUCAGCCCAAGAGCUACGAGCUCCCUUUGCACAGCCUCGCCUGCAAUGCCUUGUGUAUCUCAGUCGAUGGCCGCUCGCUGGUCACUGCCGGAGAGGAUGGCGUGCUCUUCAUUCUUAGUGUUCAGGGUCUUGCCUCUCAUGAUGAGCUUGCAGUGCUACCAUUGGCUUUGCAUGUCACAGACAUGGAUAAGUUCUCGCCAGAGGCUCAAAGCAUUUUGGCCUCCAAGGAGGAGAUCUUGAAACUGGAGCAUCGCUGCGAAGCAUUGAUGGGCGAGUGCAGAGGCAUGAAGGAGAGGCUAGAGCGAGAAGCAUCACUGCACGAGGAGCAGUGUGCGGCUAAAGUGGCCCAGGCACAGGAGAAAGAUCAAGCUGAGAUUAAGGAGCUUCAGCGCCGCUAUGCGGCUUUAGAAGAAGCCUGUGCAGCCAAAGAGCGUGAGAGCCAAGGCUUGAUGAAGGCGAUGGAGACCAGGCACAACGAAGCCACAGACCAGCUGUCCAAGCUCUAUCAGCGCAAACUAAGCCAUGAGUCGGACCGCUUGUUGGAUUUGCAGAUUCAGAAAGAGAAACUUCAAGAGCAAAUGCUGAAGGAUAUGCCGCUGUGCUUUGGUGGGUGCAAGGGCGGGCUUGAGAUGCUGUCGAGCAAUGAGAAGGAAGAAUGUGAGGAGCAAUUGAAGCAAUCAGCCAUUGCCGCCAAAGAAGAAGAGAAGCGUUUGCUGGUGGAGCGGGACCUGGAGAUAAAGAAACAUCAGGACAGAAUUUGUGUUGUGUCGCAGUUACCGAUACAAGAUGAUACAAGCCUUUGGAUGAAAGACACUCGCCAAUCGCUCUUGGAGGAUUUGCUGGCAUUUGUGCAGCAUCGCUUCGAAGUUGUAAGAGAAAAGCGUGGCGAGGACCACGACCAAGACGUCAUGCGUCUAAAGCAUGCCGGUUGGGAAGCCUUGGAACAGCAGAAGAAGGUGGAGGAGGAUUUGCGACGGGAACAGGAGACUUUGCUCCGAGGUCUCGAAAUGCAAGAGAAGGACCGGGAAGCUGUCGAGGAAAAGCAGCAGGAAGCAGCCUCCACCCUGAAAGGCUUGAGGGAACAGGCUGAAGAGCUGAAGCGGACACUUCAGAGCCUUCAGGGGGAACGCGACGAUCGUGCUGCCACCUUGGCAGAAAAGGAACGACGCAUCGAAACCUACAAGUCCAAGGAGCGAACCUUGAAGAGGUUCAAGCUGUUGUUGGACAAGAAGCUUGGGGAGGUGGUUGAAUCAGUGCAGCCCAAGGAUUCACUGAUUCAGAAGCUCAACCAGGAUCUCUCAGACUUGGAGGCUGAGUUUGAGCGACAGCUCACUGAGCAGCGUGCCCUAGAAGAGAAGAUCGACCAACGGCGCCAGCAUGCGGGCAUCCUCACACAGGAAUCAAAGAGUCUCAAAGAUCAAUUGGCCGAGCUUGACAGCCACAUUUAUCGCUUCAGGAGUGAUGUGCACACACUGGUCACUCAGAAGGAUUUGAAGGAAUGGCCGAAGGAGAUCCGGCGGCUCUACCACACUCAUGUUGACGAAGAGGUCCGCGUUCACCAGCGACUGCCAAUGGAGGAGAUGAUGCGGCAGAUGAGAGUGGUGGAGAGGCGAGUGGCAGGUUUGGCGGCGAAAAGUGAUCAGAUCAAGGCUAUGGGAAAGAUGGACGUGCAGAGGAAAGCCCAUGAAAAUGCCACUUUGGUGCAUGAGCUCAACGAGUUGAGGGUUCUCAAGUGUUCGCUGGUGAGGGAAGUGAAGGCGCUCACUACGAAGCUCAAAGAAAUUGAAGGCAAGAAAGAGGCCGAUGGGAAGGGCACUUCCGAAAGGUCAGACAAAAUACUAUAA